Messenger RNA from Candidula unifasciata, 1290 nucleotides. The record is from the annotation of a GenBank genome assembly. Lineage: Eukaryota; Metazoa; Mollusca; Gastropoda; Stylommatophora; Geomitridae.
AUGUUGUUACGUACACAAAUGGCGGGUCUUGAGUUUUAUGAUGCUGUACUCAAUAACGACCUGCAGCAACUCAAGCGCCUUGUGGCCCAGCACAAACUCGACUUGAAUGGAAAAUUCUUAGAAGUCAGACGGAAGAAUGACGCGGGUCUGUGCCCAAUACAUCUUGCCUCUUACAGAGGCCACACCUACAUGCUGCAAUACCUUAUUGAGGCCAAAUGUGAUGUCAACCAUACCACAGGCACACUACGACGUACAGCCUUGCACUUUGCCGUUCAGAGUCAUAAAAUGGCCUGCAUGCUGCUUUUGAUAGCCGCGGGAGCCAAACUCGACGCAAAGGACACGUUUGGAAAUUCGCCUUGCCAUUACGCGGCAGACGACGGUUACUGCCAGAUUCUCGACGUGCUAAUCCGCCGUGGAGUAAAUGUCAACAGUCAGGACAUCACAUCAAAGACGCCUCUCAUGAAAGCGGUCAGAAAUAACAAAACAGAUGCUGUGCUGCGUCUUCUGCGAGCCAGCGCGGAUUUAAACAUCACGGAUCGAAACUGCGACAUGGCCUUGCAUUACGCAGCAAGAAAUGGCUGUGUUGACAUUAUUGAUAUCUUAUUGUCUGCUGGCAGUUUGAUUAAUGUUCAAAACUACUGGGGUAGAAGUCCCUUAAUGGAGGCCGUCUGCUAUAAUCACAAAGAGGUUGUUCAGCUGUUAUUGAGCGCCAGCUGUGAUGUCAACCGUAGGGAGUUCAAAACAGGCGAUACUGCCUUGCAUAUUGCCAUCAAGAGAAAUUACACACGUGUAGUAGAGUUGCUGCUGGCAGCCGGGAGUCGACAUGACGUCUACAACCACCAGGGAGAGACUGCAAUACACGACGCAAUAGCUGGAAAUAAGAUGGAUAUUACAUGGCUUUUGCUUGUUUACAACAUCGACCUUGAUGCACCUGUCAAAUACUUCCCUAAUGGAGUCUAUAAGUCAGUGUUCAAAUUGGCCGCGGAGCGGGGACAUUACAAGUUGUGUCGUCUUCUAGCAACGGUUGGUCACGUGGAUUACUCCGCUAGGAUGUUUUUCUAUGCUGGAUAUGUUCAAGCGCGUCCUGGGGAGCAGGAUGAAGCCUUGAUGUGGUUAAGGACUGCCCUGAGACGUGUAGUGCCUCUACAGCAGCUGUGCCGGAAAGUCAUUCGCCGCCAUGCUGGCCACAAUAUCUGGGAAAAGGUUGAGGCACUUCCUGUGCCCAGAGCUCUCAAAGACUACAUACUGAUGAAGGAUGUUUUGGAGCACAAAAAUGAGAGCAUAGUUUAA